AUGGACGACGUUUCCAAGUUUUUGCAGGAUGUCAAGGAGAUGAACGCGCGACGCACAGAGGAGGAUGAUGCGCGACAGAGAGAGCUUGACGAGAAGAUCCAGCAAGAGAAACGAGAACGCCAGGCUCGCCGCGCCGAACGCGCACGAUCCAUUUCUCCCCAAAAGUCAUCUCCCGCCAAUACCCCACCACCCUCUUCGCAUCGCAACAGCACCACCUCACGACUCGCUGACGGGCCCCGUUUGACUCCUGCAACCGAAAACACCGGCAGUCCGCAAUCGCGUGCAGCCGUCACCUCGCCCGAGCUUGAAACCACAGCUACAGACGCUGCAGCCCAGGAGAACGCCCCGCCCGCCGAAACCGACGAGCAAAAUUCCAGCAUGAACUCUCCUUCCUCACCUUCCGGCAUUGGCGGUCCGAGGCCGCUGUCAUGGCAGAGGCGCCCGAACUCGCAGGCCGGAGAAAAGCCAAAGACGAGGCCGCUGUCCAUGUUCGCUGCCCAGAACGCUGCCAGAACAUCCUCCACGGCCCCAUCCGAGCAAGCACCCGCUUCAGCAACUGAGCAGACUCUUACCAAGGACCAGAUUGCCCAGGCUCUUGGUUCCAGGGAUCCGACAUGGUUCCGACAGACGGCCGACCGUGGUCUCGGCUCUGCCGCCUACCGUAAAAAUCAGGUUGAGGAUCAAGAGACGCUCGAUAUGUCUUCCCUGCGCGCACAACUCCCAGGUAUGGAACGCAAGACCUCGGCCGGCGAGUCGCAGGUCCCGCCGCCGCAGCCCAAGUUCCAGGAUACUCUGGCCAAAGACCGUGCGACUGCCUCCCCUCUUCGCCUCUCCAGCGCCCAACGACUAGACCCGCCUGCCGAGGUAUCUCCCGAAGAGGAACUUGCGCCAGGCCGCCGAGCAUCUGCUAUGACGUCCCCGACCCGAUCGCCUUCACGAUCUGAAGCGAUAGAGAGCGAAGCCGACCAGAGCGAGACGCCAAAAGCCAAAACUGCAGAGCCCUCUCCCAUAGUCCCACCCAUCGACACAGAUGUCAAGGAGCAAGAGGAAGUGACACCGCCCUCAAGCCCGUCCAAGACGAUGGACCCCCGGCGAUGGAGCCCGACAAAGGCUAGUUGGCUUGAGACAGCCCUGAACAAGCCUGAAUCACCAAAACCCAAGCCUUCGCCAGCGGCUACAAACCAGCCUGCAUGGAUGGUCGAGCUGAACAAGGCGAAAGCGCAAAAGUCUGGCAACCCGAAUGCUGAAACGGGAAGGAGCGGCUCCAUCUCGUCCAAGCACGCGGUCAACAUUGGUGGACUUAUGCGGUCUACGCCGAUGGGGUCUGCCGUGAAGCCUUCGACAGCUGGCCUCGGAGGCAUAUACUCUCCACCAACACCCACCACCCGCUCAGGCUUUGCGGCUGUCGGAGCCGGCAGUCUUCGCGGCAAUUUACACAAGCCGAACCUGAGCAGCGACAAGACGGAGCCGGAGACAAGUCCCGUGGAAGGUGACGCACCCACCACCCGCUCCUCCGUCAUCAGCCCGUCCUCAGUGACAGGCAAAACGCGACCCGCCACACCACCGAAAAAGGAUUUCCGCGCGAAUCUCAAGCCGCGACAAGCAUCGGGAGAUGCCAGUGCUCAAGUCGAGUCGAAUAACGAGCUGAAGAACGUGUUCGGCAACCUGCGACGAACCAAGACACAAAACUAUGUCGCCCCAGAUGAAUUGAAGGGCAACAUCCUGCGCGGUAAAGCAGCCCUCAACGCCACUGGUGGGCCGAAGCCGAGUGAGCGCAAGGAUGAGUUCAAGGAUGCCAUUUUGAAAAAGAAGGAAGACUUCAAAAAGGCCCAAGACGAAGGCAAGGGUGUCGAACGUGCUUCUGCGCCGCCUAUCGAGGAACCGAUCCCCGAGGGUAUUGCUAGGCGCAGAGCGCUCAGUAGGUCCACGUCUGGGAGAGCCGAUACCACGUCGGGCUAUGGCAUAGAAACAUCGUUGAAUAAGUCGGCGAAUGGACCGAGGCCACUGAGUUCUUUGUCAAAGAGGGACUCCGCUGAGUCUAUGUCGACGACAAAGACGGCUGCUGAACCUGUCAUGCCUGAGCUACACAAGGAGACCAGCGCUCCCGCACGUCUCCAGAAUCGCCCUAGUGCUGGCGGUCUCGCGGGACGCUUCAACCAGAACCUAGCGGGUCUCUUGGCCCGCGGCCCUCCACCCAUGGCUGCGAACAGCAGCAAGAGCGCCGACGACUCUGACUCCGGCGCACCCUCUGCACCUGUUGCAGAGCCCUCAGCACCUGGGCCUCAGCUCACGCACAUGACUAAGGGUCGUGCUCGUGGACCCAAGAGGAAGGCGCCGACGUCUGCGCAGCCACCGGCCGCGGCAAAGACCGUGGAGCCGGCCCCUAAGGAGAACAUGCCGUUCAAGCCGGCAGUGUCACCCAAGAAGACGGUCCCGGCGGUAGAGGCAACUCAAAGUCCCCGCUCGCCCCCAAUGCCCAGCUCGCCAUCAUCCUCGUUGCCUCAGACUAUCCAGGCGCAGGUCGCUGCGAAGGCCGCCAUCAAGAACAAGCCCUCUCCUGUGCAGCCUCCUCAGAAGCCAACACCAACAGAGGACCCAUCAGUUGCCGACGUGUCUCAAAAGCCACCGUCACCGCCCGUGACUAAGGCGAAGCCUGUGGCCACGACCCCCUUUGGCAGCCUGCGUCGCACGCCGCCCCCGACAAAGCAGAUGGAGGAAGAGCCGGUUGCAGACCCGGCCUCUUCACCACGCAAGCUGGACAUGAAGCGAAUGUCGAGAUUCUUUGAUGAUUCAAAUGCCGCAAAGCCUGCUGCCGAGAGCCCGAAGCUCGAAGUGGUCAGGCCGGAAGGUAUUGGCAGGCAGCUCCCCAAGCCUGAAAGCCCACGCAGGGAGCUUCCGAACCCUUCAACCCCGUCGCGCGACCUCCCAAAGCCGCCCAAUAUUGGCCAAACAUCCAGGCCUCAGAGCCCCCGGGAACUUCCCCGACCUCAAAGCUUCAAUAGAGAGCUGCCAAAGCCCGAAAGUCCUCGAGAUCUGCCGUGCCCUCUCAGCAUCAACAAGCCAGAGAGCCCUCUGAAGGGGCAGUUCCGUAAGGAGAGCCAGCCUGGCACGCCCCUUCGCUCGCCUGUCAAACAGGCUAACGAGGUGACGACAAUGCUCGAUGAGUUCUUCGGCACGUCCCGACCCCAGCGUGAAUACCGCAUCGACACUGCCGAUAUCUUGAUGAACCGGCCGCAAGUUCCUAGGGUCCGCACUGCAGGAGCCCAGCUUUUCCAGCUGUUUGGGGAUGGCAAGAAAAUGCCUGUUCCCAUGCACAACGAGCGUGUCCUCUUCGAGCAAGAGAUGUACAUAUGCCCUCAUGAAUUCACUGAUAGUGCCGGCAAGAAGGCCUUCGAAGUUUACUUCUGGGCAGGUGACGAAGUGCCGGCUUCCACCCUCGAAGAUGCGCAGCUCUUCGCAAGCCGCGAGGCAAGGGCAUUAGGGGGCAAACUCGUCAAACUCCAGCAGGGCAAGGAGACGGCCGAAUUCCUCCAAGCCUUGGGCGGCAUUGUCAUAACGCGCCGUGGCUCGAGCAACAAGUUCGACAUGCUGGCGCCAAGCAUCCUUUGCGGUCGCCGCCACCUUGGCCAGGUGGCUUUUGACGAGGUCGACUUUGCACCAGCGAACCUCUGUGCAGGCUUCGCGUACCUCAUUACGCAGCAGGGCAAAUGCUACCUCUGGAAGGGCAAGGGCAGCAACGUCGAUGAGCUCAGCUGCGCUCGUCUGAUAGGUAUGGACUUGACGUUGACAGGAGAGCUGAUCGAGGUGGACGAUGGCGGCGAGCCGGCCACUUUCUGGGAUGUGUUCGGCGGCAGCGGCAGUGGCGCGAAGCCCCACUCGGCGGACCACUGGCGGCUGAAGCCAAACUACGACAAGUACUGCGGCCGUCUGUUUUGCUCCGACGCCGCGUCCAGGCAACAGGUAAGCUUCAUUCUGCCCUCUCUGUCAUAUGUUUCCUCAAGGAGCCGCGCUGACGCACAUGGCCAGAUCUCCGAAAUCUGCCCGUUCAGCCAGGCGGACCUCAAGCCGAGCUCCGUCUACAUCUUGGACGCCUUCUUCGAGAUGUACAUCAUCGUCGGCCGCGCCGCGCAGGCCGAGUACCUCUCCUUCCGCAACGCCCUCGACUUUGCGCAGGAGUACGCCAUCCUCGCCUCGGGCAUGGAAGACCGCCCCUUUGUGCCCAUCUCGACCGUCGUCCUCGAGGGCAUCCCGCGCGACCUGAAGAGGGUCUUCCGCAAGUGGACCGACGACGGAAGCCCGACCGUCAUGCCGCAGGCCGGCCUGAAGAGGGGCCGCAGCCUGAGGAUCGUGCCGCUCACGCAGGCGCUGCAGGCGCUGAGCGAGUGA
Molecule: messenger RNA, 4386 nt
Organism: Verticillium dahliae VdLs.17
Lineage: Eukaryota; Fungi; Ascomycota; Sordariomycetes; Glomerellales; Plectosphaerellaceae
Product: advillin
Exons: 3
Coding region: 1-4386 (1461 amino acids)
Biological process (GO): actin filament severing; barbed-end actin filament capping
Molecular function (GO): actin filament binding; phosphatidylinositol-4,5-bisphosphate binding
Source: RefSeq, a predicted model, not a curated record